AUGACGGCGAAAGCCGCGAGUGUGGAGUUCCCUGCGCUAGGGGGCGUGCUGGAGCCCACUGAGGAGCAAUUCGAGGAGGAGUUGGACGAGCUCGAUGCGGAGAUCGAGAAGCUCUUCACGGCCGACGAUACCACCGCGCAGUCUGCGCUCGACGGUCUCUUGGCCAUCGGCUCCUCCGCUCUCCUCUCCCCGCCACUUCCGCCCACUGUUGGCGCAAUCCAGCCGGCACAUGGCGCUGGCGGUGGGUUGAUCAGCGCAAACGGCGGCGCGUGUCCUGGCGUGGGUUCAGGAAACGACGGUAGUAAUGUGAAAAAGGCGUCGAUAGAUUCUCUUUUUUGGGAGUUGGAUGACGAUGGCGUGAUUGAGGAGGAGGAAGUAGCCACUGGCGAUGGUUUAAAAGGUUCAGAUCUGCAUGCUGCUGGGGAUGACGAGACGGCGGACCACUACCCUACAGCGGCUGACGCGGCGUCGAUCUUCGAAGAUGAGGUGGCGGAGAUCCUCCGGGUCGCGCAUCGCCAGGUAAGCGGUCUUAAGCUCGAGGCGGCAUGGCUGCGCUCCGGGCUGCUGGCGCUGCAGAAGGACGUGCGCAUGCUGCGCUCCGAGAACGACGCGCUCCAGGGUCAGCGGCGACGCGCGGAUCAGCGCCUGAUGCUGCUGCUGCGGGAGAAGGAGCUUGCGGAGGAGCAGCGCAGGGUGGCAGAGGAGCAGCGCCGCGCCGCGGAAGACGCGCAGGAAACGUUGCGCGGAGUGGUUUCCCGCGCGGUGGCGGAAGCGGCGGUGCUGCGGAGGCAGCUGGCGGUGUGGAAGCCGCCCGGUGGCGCGUGGGCGAUGGCGGUGAAAGCGGGGAACUGUUGGGGCGGAGAGAUUGGCGCAAGCGGAGCAGUCCGGGGGACAAGGGGAAGCCCGAUUCACCGCAGCUUCAGCGGCAACUCUCUCCGCUCCAGUCUGGAGGGAAGUGGCGCUCCUCCGCUCAAGCUCGCUCGUGGCGGAAGCGCGCUCGCAGCGCCAGGGGGGGAAGAUGUAACUACCGCCAUCGCGCAAUCAACGGGAUGCACCGGGGCCGGGGGCCAAGCUGGUGGAGGCAGCAGCGCAAUUUCCCCGUGGGCGGAGACUUCAGAUGGUUUCGCAGGGGGGAAGGACAGCGCGCACCGCACCUCGCACGGUUUCGUGACAAAGGAAAGCGUCAGCCCAGCCUUUAAACCUUCGGCGGCAUCUGGGGAUAUGUUUUUCGCGGCAGGCGGCGAGCUCCCGCGCCGUCUUGCGGAGGCGGGGCGGAGCGACAGCGGGGUGUGGGCGGAGGUGAAGCGGGUGGGCGCGGGGAUGGGUCUGUUAAUGGACUCUGACGUGGAUGCUGACGAGGACGCGGCGCUGCUCCGCGAGGAGAACGCGCAGCUGCAGGCGCUGCUGCGUGAGUCGCAGUGCGACCUGCAGGCGCUUGAGCAGAACGUCGCGCGCCUCAAGCAGGUCGUCGCCGCGCAAGAGGCGGCGGUGGACGCGGCGGCGGUCGUGGCGGCCGACGCGGCGGCUUCUGCGGGAAUUGGAGAGGGGGAGGCGGGGUUGGGGUUGGGGUUGGGGAUUGGGGGGAAAGUUGAAUGUGGGGGAGGCGGAAAGGUGAGGGGACUGGAGGGGGAACAGGCGGGCGAUUGGGGAGAAGAGAUCCGGCGGGAGAGAGAGCGGUUAAGAGAGGCGUGGGAGGAGGUGGAGAAAGAGAAGCAGAAGCUUGUAUCUUUCCAGCAGCAGCUUGCAUCAGGGACGGAAUCGGAAAUGCCACAGCCGCAACAGUGGCAGGCUAGCGGAAACGCAGCAACGGGCGGGUGGCAAGCCAUCAGCGACACUGGCGACAACGCUGGCAAUGCUGGCGACGCGGGCGACGCGAGCGACGAUGGCAAUGGUGAUGACAGUGAAAGCGGCUGUAUACGGAUUGUGUGCGGUAGUUGCGGAGCUGAGGGAGUCAUUCCAAGAAGCGUUGCAGGGCGGCUAGACGUGCUGGGUGCACUGGCAGGCGAUAGCAGUGUGGGGGAGGGUGAAGGCAGUGACGGUGAACACGGUGCAAGGGCAGCGAGGCUGCUGGAGGCGACACAGAGACGCCACAGCGCGCCGAGCUUCAUCCCUGGCCCCCCUGGUUCCGUUCUGACGUCUUCGGCGGAUGGUACUGAUGCUGUGACUGGUGGCACAGGAGAGGGCGGCAGCGGGGGUAUCGCAGAGCCUCGCGUAGCGCUGAAAAAGGCUGUUUCUAUGUCUGACGCGCAUGCGGUGCAAGUGGGGGUGGAUCUGGAGAUGGUGCGGAUACUGGAGCUGGAGGCGCAGAAGGAGCUGCUGGGCCUGCUGCACCUCAGCGAGGAGGAAUCCAGCGCCACUGCUGCUUCUGAACCACAGCUCCAGACAGGAGGUGCAGAGGUGGAUGGGGAUGUGGAUGAGAUACCGGCUGAGGCAGCGGCCAAUGCUGCUGCUUCUUCUCCUACUCCCACUGCUGCGAGUAGUGGCACCGUUUCCCUGGCUGGUGGAAAUGUUGCUGAUACCUCCUGUGGGAAUGCUGCUAGUCAGGCUGGUGCAGCCUGGUCUGCAGAGAAUCAGGGCCUGCCAGGUGGACCUGCCACUGUAACGGAUCUGUGGACGGCUGCUGCGCGUGCAGCCACUCAGCUGCGGAUGUCCCUUGAAGCAGCCCGUGAGGCAACAGGAAGUGGUAACCAUGCGGCGACGCUUCACCCUGCAUCCGCCUCCUCUCCAGUGCUCGAUGCUAUUCUUUCCGAGAACGAGCGGCUGAGGGGGGAUAUGGCGGAUAUGGCGCUGCAGAAGCGGCAGACUGUGUCGCAUCUGUCCUCGUUAUUAGACGACCUGUGGCAGCAGCACCGCGGGCUGCAGCGGUGCUUGAAGGAGAUGCGGGCGGUGAAGGAGAUUUGCGAGGGAUGUGCGGUGUGCGAGGCGAGGAGGCAGGCUGCUAAAGCUGACGCGAUGCUGUGUGGCUGGGGAUAG
Molecule: messenger RNA, 2973 nt
Organism: Closterium sp. NIES-65
Lineage: Eukaryota; Viridiplantae; Streptophyta; Zygnematophyceae; Desmidiales; Closteriaceae
Source: the annotation of a GenBank genome assembly